Adineta ricciae is the source of this 1395-nucleotide messenger RNA. The record is from the annotation of a GenBank genome assembly. Lineage: Eukaryota; Metazoa; Rotifera; Eurotatoria; Adinetida; Adinetidae.
AUGUUCUUUCGGUUACGUUUGAUUCUUGUUCGAAGUUGUGUUAUUUCGUUGGUUAUCGUUGUCAUUCUACAAAGUUUUCUAUUUAUCAAGAACGAAUUAUAUGAACUACAGAAGACGAAACGAUUGUUACGCGCAGAAGCACAGUUUUGGCAGAAACUUGCUGAAGAAGAUGAAGGUUUGACAGAUCAACAACGAAUUCGACAAAUUGAAUCGAUUAAACAGUCAAGUAUUGAUUCGAAUAUUAACUGGACAAAUGUAUUUUUCGAUAAUUAUCGACGAAAAUUAUUACGCUUGACCGAAAGAGAUUCACACAAUAUGAAUAAAUAUCGAUUUCGAGAUAUCCAAGGAAAUAUUUCUCAGAAAAUCUUUGAUGUCUUCGAAGAAACUCUUGUUUUUACUCGUCCAAAAUUCUGCUCAUCAUCGCGAGUGUUUCAUCCCCAAUGUCCGUAUACAAACUGCCGUUGGAGUUGUGAAAUGCCGAUGAAAGAUUCUAACAAUUUUCGUCGUGCCAGUGUAUUUCAUCAUGUCGAUAUCAAUGAAACUGAAAUGCAUGAGAAAUUGCAACAUCGUUCUUACAAAGACAUUUGGAUCCUAUGGAUUGAUGAAGCGAAUCGAUCAAUAAGUCAUUUGAAUCAAUAUAAAUUCAAUUGGACACUAAGUUUUCGUCAAGAUUCAGAAGUUUCCAUCGGUACGUAUGGAAUUCUAGUAGUACAAGAUAAAACGAAAAUCUCUUCGAAAGAGAAUGUAAUUCACGAUCAAAGAUACCUUCAACUUUUUCACAAUCGAAAUAUUCACCUAUCUUACGUAACUAUCGAAAACCGUAUUUUGCUCAAUUAUCGAUACCGUCAGAAAUAUGCACUCUGGUUCGUUUCGAAUUGUUCACCUCAACGUCGUCUCAAAUAUUAUUCGGAAUUAAAACAGUUCUAUCCAAUCGUUGCCUAUGGAAAUUGUGUGGCAAAUAAAUGCGAUCGUAAUGAUCAAUGUGAAUACAAACAAUCUCAUCUCGCGAUGUUUUAUCUGUCGUUUGAAUCACAGCAAUGUCAAGAUUAUAUAACUGAAAAGUUCUGGCGAGCAUUACACUAUGGAAUGAUACCGAUUGUUCUCGGUCCAUCGAAACAAUGCUAUCUAGAUUUGGGCGUACCGCAUUCAGCAUUUAUACAUACAGAUGAUUAUCCAUCGCCCGAGGAACUUGCCGAUCAUUUACGUGCGAUAUCAACGGAUUAUUUUCUUUAUAGGAAAUAUUUUCAAUGGUUACUUCGAUACGAAGCUUUCUAUGAAACAGAUACGUUAGAGCCGAUACGAAUGUGUGAAUUAUGUAUGAGAUUGAACCUGCAAGACUAUCAAGAACAUAGUUUUUAUACGAAUGUUCAUGAAUGGCAUCGCGCGUCGUGUUAA